Messenger RNA from Eubalaena glacialis (North Atlantic right whale), 1741 nucleotides. RefSeq names its product retinol dehydrogenase 11 (gene RDH11). The record is from RefSeq and is a predicted model, not a curated record. Lineage: Eukaryota; Metazoa; Chordata; Mammalia; Artiodactyla; Balaenidae. The transcript has 7 exons. The coding region runs from base 84 to 1040 and encodes 318 amino acids.
UGUCUUGGAAGAGAGGCCACAGCCGGCGAGCACCGCUGGGGCAUCUCGCUCACCUCCGGCAGCCGCACCUGCCUCCCCGCGAGAUGAUUGGGGUCCUGCUCCUGCUCCUGCUCCUCCUCCUCCCCUUUCUCCUGUACAUCGCUGCACCCCAAAUCAGGAAAAUGCUGUCCAGCGGGGUGUGUACCUCAACCGUCCAGCUUCCUGGGAAGGUUGCUGUGGUCACUGGAGCCAACACAGGCAUCGGGAAGGAGACAGCCAAAGAGCUAGCUCAAAGAGGAGCCCGUGUAUAUUUAGCUUGCCGGGAUGUGCAAAAGGGAGAGUUGGUGGCCAGAGAGAUCCAGAUCAUGACAGGGAACCAACAGGUGUUGGUGCGGAAACUGGACUUGGCUGAUACUAAAUCUAUUCGAGCCUUUGCUAAGGGCUUCUUAGCAGAGGAAAAGCAUCUCCACAUUUUGAUCAACAACGCAGGAGUGAUGAUGUGUCCCUACUCCAAGACAGCCGACGGCUUUGAGAUGCACAUAGGAGUCAACCACUUAGGUCACUUCCUCCUGACCCACCUGUUGCUAGAGAAGUUGAAGGAAUCAGCCCCAUCAAGGGUAGUGAAUGUGUCUUCCUUAGCACAUCACCUGGGAAGGAUCCAUUUCCAUAACCUGCAGGGUGAGAAGUUCUACCAUGCAGGUCUGGCCUACUGUCACAGCAAGUUAGCCAACAUUCUCUUUACCCAGGAACUCGCCCGGAGGCUAAAAGGCUCUGGCGUUACAACAUACUCUGUACACCCUGGCACAGUCAACUCUGAACUUGUUCGGCACUCAUACCUCAUGAGAUGGAUUUGGUGGCUUUUCUCCUUCUUCAUCAAGACCCCUCAGCAGGGAGCCCAGACCAGCCUGUACUGUGCCUUAACAGAAGGUCUUGAAGUUCUAAGUGGAAACCAUUUCAGUGACUGCCAUGUGGCAUGGGUCUCUGCGCAGGCUCGUAAUGAGACAGUAGCAAGGCGGCUGUGGGAUGUCAGCUGUGACCUGCUGGGCAUCCCUGUGGAUUGACAGGUGAUGGCAGUUGGACCCAAGAGAAGCCUGCAGUAGACUACUAAGUACUCCCUGCCAAAAUGAUUCUCCUUCAGGAUGGCCAAAACCUUGAGCACAAAGAAAGCAAACCUUCCAGCCUUGCCUGCUUGAUGUCUGAUACAAGCCCAGUGUACACUGCCAGAUUCAUCUAAACGCCUUGCAUUUGUCCAGAUUUAUUUUGCUCCUGUUACUGCCAGAGUUACUAGAGAUAAUAUAGGAUAAGUAGACCUUCAUAUGACCUCCAAGCUCAUAUCUUCCUUCUGAAGCCUACUACCUAGGAGAACCUAAGCUAUGGCAGGGGUUAAUUUCUGGCACUUUGGAUUAGUUUCUAUCCUCUUUGUCCACAAUGUAGUUCCUCCCAACCAAACAACCUUCAAGGGGGCCAUCCUUUAGCUUUAGCUAAACUCCAGGAGUCACAGUGGCUUGGCUCAAGAGCAGGGUUUGUCCCUCACCUCUUAAGAAAACCAUCAUGGCACCAACAUCUGGAUUCUUUCAGGAAACUCUUCACUGAAUCUGGAUUGUGGCAUGGCUUUAUCUCUGACAACCUAAAGCCACUGCUGCUAAAACACUUUCACAUGCCUAGACCACAGAAGAGCUUCCUUUUCUAAGAAGUUGGUGGAGUUUACAGGGUGGCAGAAAUUUGGGGAAAGGCAAAAAUAAAAAUCAAAUUUAAACUGUCA